UCAAUCUCAUCCACAUUCCACAUCUCAAAGUCAAAUCUCAAAUCAAAAAAUCGAAUAUUCGAAUUUCACCGCUUCGAAACCCUCUCAUUAUCACCAAAAUUUUCAAACCCUAACAUCCCAAUUUCGCAGGUGAGCUUUCCGAAGCAUCAUCAACUUUCUCUGGGAGAGCCGCUUCGACGGGAAACAAGGGUUUUCGCUGCAAAUCCAAUCGGUCAAAUUGGAAUCGUCGGAACAAUUCGUCAUGAAGUUCCUGGAGUGCGCUGCUUUAGAUCGGCUUAACGAUUUCUUGGGUAAUUUGAAUCUGGGAGAACGUACUGUCAAAGGAUGCCUUGAAGCUUAUAGUUGCAAACAUGCUGGAACGGAUAAAAAACUCUCCAUCAGUUUGGAGACAGAGAUUCUUGAUUAUCUUGGGAAAUCAUCUGACACUGAUUCGUCAUCACCGGAUCAAAACAUAUUAACCAGAACCAGCCGAAGGACAUUGGUUUACUUGGUUCUUACCCUAUAUCACAUGUAUCCCGAUUAUGACUUCAGUGCAGUUAAAGCUCACCAGUUUUUCGCAGAGGAAUCAUGGGACAGUUUUAAACAGAUAUUUGAUACCUACAUGCUUGAAGCUUCAAAGGAAUGGGCUGAAACUGUAGGUGGUGCUUGUUUGCUGGGCACCUUGUUCAAGGCCCUUGAUGAGGUGGUGAAGUUAGUGGACUGUGAAAUUUACAGUUAUGUCCCUGAUUCCGAGGCAGAUCCAUUACUGGAUAGAGGAGCAAUAUGGUCCUUUAAUUUCUUGUUUUAUAAUAGAAAGCUUAAGCGGAUUGUGACUUUUCAAUUCAGUUGUUUUAGUAACUUGAUUACUGACGGAUUGCUUGUUGAUGAGAUGCACAAUGAGUAUGAUGAAGAAAUAUUUGCUGACAUGGAUAUAUGAGUCACUUCUACCUCUAUCAGUUAGCUUAUCAAGACUGAUCCUCCCAUGUGUAGUUCUGUAAUAUAAGAUGGUUUCAGAUGUGUAGUUCUGUAAAUUGAAGACUGUUUCUGCGCGGCCUGAGUCGUAGAUAUAGUAUUCGGAUCUUCCCGAAUGCAUAUAGUAGUUUUGACUUCUGUAUCUUACGCGGUUGCACAUUGUAGAUUUGGAAACUGCAUCUUUCGGUGUGCAUAUGACUGUUAGGACACACCUCUGGUGUAAUAUUAGCGAAAAAUACUUAUUUGGAAUUGGAGCAAUGGGUAAUGGAUUUUAGGUUAUAUUCCUCUGAAAUGGAUGCUUAUUUUCCUCCAUAAUUUGUUAUGGAUUGGUUUUA
Cajanus cajan (pigeon pea) is the source of this 1286-nucleotide messenger RNA. RefSeq names its product transcription regulator. Gene Ontology annotation, molecular function: RNA polymerase III core binding. Gene Ontology annotation, cellular component: nucleus. Gene Ontology annotation, biological process: negative regulation of transcription by RNA polymerase III. The record is from RefSeq and is a predicted model, not a curated record. Lineage: Eukaryota; Viridiplantae; Streptophyta; Magnoliopsida; Fabales; Fabaceae.